Messenger RNA from Chara braunii, 1199 nucleotides. NCBI's taxonomy places the organism in Eukaryota, Viridiplantae, Streptophyta, Charophyceae, Charales, Characeae. The record is from the annotation of a GenBank genome assembly.
ACAGGGAAGAACUUUCGUUCCUUCGGGAGUUCCGGCAGCACAGACCAGAACGAGCAGGGAAAUUACUAGAAGCAAGAAUUUGAGCUCACGUCGGAGUCGUUCGGCAGAUAGCGGGAGCGAACGCAACAUGGAGAAUACCGAGUCCUUAAUGAGGGAGUAUUUUGUCCAGAUGGCCGAAGAGAGGAGGGAAAGCAUCGAAUGUGAUAGAGAAGCGGAGAGGCGGAGGCUGGACGAGAAGGCGCAACGGGCUAAGGAAACAAGGAGGGCAUUGAGGGAAGAACGACGACUUCAGCAUGAGGAGGAGCGAGAUGCACGAUUGAUACGAAUCAUCCGCGGGGAAAUGAAAAAAAAUCAUGAAGAAGAAGUGGAACAUCAUGAAUAUAGAGGCAAAAGACCGGGUAAGAAGGCAGGCAAGACGGAUGCAAAUAGCGAGGAGAAAGUACGUCUACAGAGAUUAAUUGCACCGAAGACACUAGGCAUGGAGGAGACAGAAGACGAGGAGUUACUGGCUCUACGACGAAAGGCAGCGAAAUUGGAUCUGUUGGAGAAGCGCAAACGUGGUCCGGAAGUACAAGUGGGGAAUAGACCACCGAUGACCACUCCAGAGAAACGAACGAACACAAGGCUUUUCGAGGAAAUGAAGGCGAAGAUCGAGUCAGUUCAGGGAGAGCCAGCCUUUGCGUCAGCGUCGACGAGCACUCCGACAAAGAUUGAUCUAUCGUUGAAGCACAUCAUGGCAGCCUGUGGACCAGGAGGGAGGGAGAAAUUUGAGCAAGACUGCCAAGAUUUUUACGAUGCGCUACAUAUUGAGGAACUGAAAGAGGCGUGUCGCCGUGAGAAGGUGAUCAACGGCAAACGGGAACUAGCAAUCAAGCGCUUGAUCACUCGUCGGUCAGCUGUGGCGUAUGACCCUUCGAAUAUCCCAUUGUCCCAGACGCCAAGAGUGACUACAAGGACGACCAAGGGAGUGGUUAUCCAGGAACCCGAGGAGGGUAGGCCUGAGAGCUGAGAAUCGGACCAAUCAUUCACGGAUGACUCGGAGUGAGGAGUCAGUCGUUGCGAUGACUUUCUGACUAGAGCAAAUGAGCUUAGUUUCCAUCGGCAGCUACAUCAGAGUAAGUGCAAAAUUGAGGAGAAGGAAUGUAGGGCGGCGACCAUUGGGCUGAUUUUGACGGGUAAAGUAAAAUGGGGCAAAAAGU